Camponotus floridanus (Florida carpenter ant) is the source of this 1575-nucleotide messenger RNA. Its product is annotated as BRISC and BRCA1-A complex member 2. The record is from RefSeq and is a predicted model, not a curated record. The transcript has 5 exons. Gene Ontology annotation, cellular component: BRCA1-A complex; BRISC complex. Lineage: Eukaryota; Metazoa; Arthropoda; Insecta; Hymenoptera; Formicidae. Gene Ontology annotation, biological process: double-strand break repair. The coding region runs from base 392 to 1534 and encodes 380 amino acids.
CUCUAUGGUUGUAACCUAAAUUUCAGAAAAUGUGUCUCGCUCAUUUUCGUGGCAAUAAUACGAAGCGAGGAAGAGUAAUAAACUGAUUGAAAUUGUGAAUGUUUAUUGUAAUUAACCUGAGCUGACUAAUGUCAAGGAGCAGUCAACAUUAUUGGCGGCAUCGUCUAAAGAUUUGCGAAAAAAUAUAUGGAACUCGAAAUGUACAUAAGCAGUGAAUUGUUUAACAAUUUUGUAUAAAAGGAAAUGAUACAUCACAAAAAUCUCGAUUUAAUUAUAUAUACAGUGUAUACUUUUGGAAAUAAAAAUUAAGAAUUUGCUCUAACAACAGCUGAAAAUAUAUUAGAACAUUGAUUCAUCUAGAUGCGAUUAUUAUUUUUCUAACUUUGUUAAGAUGCUAAAUCAACAACAUCCUCUCUUAAGCACUAUAGAUUCAUAUAUAGAGCCACUUUUGAAGCGUGUUUUGCAAACCAAAAGACUUGGAGUAUGUUGUGGCCUGAUAAAAUUGGAUUCGGUUUCAUCGAGUUGUAAUAAAAGCAAAAAUGAUUGCUUCAAGUUAUCAAUUCCCUAUGCUGGAGAGCAUCUCGUCUGGAGCGUCUUAUUCGAUUCACAAUAUCCUGAGAUGGGCCCAGACUUUAUAUUUAACGAUCAAAGUUUCCUAGCAGAUCCAGAUAUUAACACUUUAUCUACUUGGAUACCUAGUCUUACUAAGUGGAAUCCUAAUGACAUCGAUGCACUACUCAAUGUGCUAAGUGAAUUAUUAUUGUAUUACAAAGAACAUCAGCUACAUUUACUUGGAAAACAGGGAGAUCGUUUGCAAUUUGAAUACAGCACACUUGUUGGUGAAACAGAAAUAUCUAGAGAAGAUAUAGAAGUGAUAAUGUUACCAUUAGGAACAAAACCUACAGAAGCAAGAUUUUUGAUUCGCAUAGUUAUGGAUUAUUCUCGAUUACCUCCGCGUAUUAAUAAAUCACAGAAUGACGAAGCUAUGCUCAUUAUCAUGUUUUACGGGCCAGAUUGGAAUCGUAUUAUACCGCAACUUUAUCUAUCUAAGACCUUGGAAGAUAUUUUCGGUGGGCCCGAAUCAUUGCAUAUUCCACCAUUUCCAUCUAGUAAAUAUCUAAUGGAUUAUGUCCCUGAAGUAAAGAAAUUUAUAGACGAGAAGAUACACAAUGUAGUUCAAAGUUUCGAAAGCAGGAAAAGUUUUAUUACAGUUUUAAUUGUAUCGCAACGUGGGAGCAUAUUGGAAUAUGAUGCAAUAGAAUUUAAUUGGAUUAGUAUGCUAUUGGAGCACCGAGACUUUCAUUUUCUCAUACAUUUUCAUCUCCCAUCAACAUUUCCAAAAGAGAAGCCACAAAUCACAUUACAAUCAGUAUAUCACAUGACAUCACAAGGUACCUUGUACAAAGAAGUGUUGGAUGAUACACCGUAUAGUCCUAGAUGGCAGAUAAUACUGAUGGUUGAUAAAUUGUUGACAUACAUAAUGGAGAAUGCAGUUCAAAAGUUUCAGGCAAAUUCGAUGAAAAAUCGUUUUUAAUAAUUUAUUCUGAAAGUAUAUUUUAUUACAGAAUGUAUAUA